This is a messenger RNA of Oncorhynchus masou masou (cherry salmon), 2455 nucleotides long. Its product is annotated as rab-3A-interacting protein-like. The record is from RefSeq and is a predicted model, not a curated record. Gene Ontology annotation, cellular component: Golgi to plasma membrane transport vesicle. The coding region runs from base 365 to 1678 and encodes 437 amino acids. Gene Ontology annotation, molecular function: guanyl-nucleotide exchange factor activity. The transcript has 13 exons. Gene Ontology annotation, biological process: exocytosis. Lineage: Eukaryota; Metazoa; Chordata; Actinopteri; Salmoniformes; Salmonidae.
GGGUGCUUCGUUCCCACCCAACCAGCGGAGAAGAAAAGAGCAGGUGAGAGGAUGUUCGGAUGCUGCUUGCGUUACUAAACCGAUGAUAUUCAGCAAACAGAUACCUCAUGCACGGCGAAACGGGAGGUUACUGGCGACAGGUAGCGAGAGCACGUCGUGACAGUUGGGUUUAUGCACGGUGGUCACUUUCCGGACUGUUUUAUUCUUCAUAGACAGCAGGCGUCGAGAGAGGGCAGUAAGUCAGUGUUGGAGGUCUGUCCUGACUGAAGAGGAGACCCACUACACACACAAUCACAUCAUCAGCUUUUAAAUACACACACAUUCAUCAUAAUGGGAGGUGUAUGAUGACUGAAGCUGCAGGGCUAUGGCCAGCGAACCCCUCGAAGGCUUCCAUGAGGUCAACUUGGCGUCACCCACCACCCCUGACCUCCACGGAUUGACCUCCGACACCAGACCCCAAUGUCACAGCGCCCCUUCCAGCGCUCUGUACCGUACACCCUCCCUCAGCUCCAGCCCCUGCCCCCCCAAUGCCCUACGAGCCGACCAGCUGCCCACCCAGCCCAUCUACUCUGCCCCUAGGCUACUGGGCAGCACAGAACCCCACAAUGGAAGUCGUUCCGGGUUGGAACCCCCCGUCCGGUCAGAGGCGGAGUCAGCAGAGGGGGUAUUCCUGGCUGGAGAGGAAGGGGAGGAGUCUCUGAGUCUGACCAAUGACAGCCUGUCCCGCCUCCACAGCCCCUCAGUCAUGGAGAUCAGAGAGAAAGCCAAUGAGAGACUGAAGGAGGAGCUAGCCAAGGCACAGAGGGAUGUUAAGUUGAAAGACGAGGAGUGUGAAAGGCUUUCUAAAGUCAGGGACCAACUGGGCCAGGAAUUGGAGGAGCUCACUGCUAGCCUGUUUGAGGAAGCUCACAAGAUGGUGCGUGAGGCCAACAUCAAACAGUCGACGGCUGAGAAGCAGCUGAAGGAAGCUCUGAACAAGAUUGAUGUGCUCCAGGCAGAGGUGUCGGCCCUGAAGACCUUGGUCCUGUCCACAUCCCCCACCUCCCCCUGUCACGACCUUCCUGGGGGCUCCAAGGCUCCCUUCAAGAAGGGUCACGGCCGCAACAAGAGUACCAGCAGCGCCAUGCUGGGCAGCGGGCAGGAACUGAGCGGCACACAGCCCAUCGUACGAGACUGCAGAGAGCUGGACAGUCUCCUGUUUAGUGAGUUUAAGUUGUGGAAGGAGGAGCCCAGUCUGGAGAGGAACAGCUCCUUCCUGGAGAGAGUCUACAGAGAGGACAUCUACCCCUGUCUCACCUUCUCCAAGAGUGAGCUGGGGUCGGCCAUCUUGGAGGCAGUGGAGAGGAACACACUCAGUGUGGAGCCGGUGGGCUUCCAGACGCUGCCUGUCGUCAAGGCCUCUGCUGUGGAGUGUGGAGGACCAAAAAAGUGUGCCCUUAGUGGCCAGACCAAAACCUGCAAGCACAGAAUCAAGUUUGGUGAUUCCAGCAACUAUUACUACGUGUCUCCUUUCUGUCGUUAUCGGAUCACGUCAGUUUGUAACUUCUUUACCUACAUCCGCUACAUCCACCAAGGGCUGGUCAAGCUGCAGGACGCAGAACAGAUGUUCUGGGAAGUGAUGCAGUUGAGGAAAGAGAUGAGUUUUGCUAAGCUGGGCUACUACAAGGAGGAACUGUGACCAACCAAUCACGAUACAGAACAGAGGGAUGCGUGUCUGAAUCUCAACCUAUCAUCAGAUGCACUCCCGUGAUGGACAGGAUAGCUCUCCAUUGAUCCUACCCUCCUGGCUCUCAGAAGGAAGAAGGACCGCCCCCAACGCUCCUCAUCGCCACCCCCUUCCAAUCUCUCAUCCAAUCACGUGUCAUUUCAGGAGAGUCCUCCCAUCCUCUGUCUUCAAUACCUACAAGUAUAUGACUUAAAAUGCAUGCCCCUUACAUCCUGGUCUACCAAUAACAGUGAGUAGUUAAUCAGGGUAUAAGGGGAUUGGUAGUUCAGACUGACUGGUCUACCAAUAACAGUGAGUAGUUAAUCAGGGUGUAAGGGGAUUGGUAGUUCAGACUGACUGGUCUACCAAUAACAGUGAGUAGUUAUUCAGGAAGGGGAUUGGUAGUUCAGACUGACUGGUCUACCAAUAACAGUGAGUAGUUAUUCAGGAAGGGGAUUGGUAGGUCAGACUGACUGGUCUACCAAUAACAGUGAGUAGUUAUUCAGGAAGGGGAUUGGUAGUUCAGACUGACUGGUCUACCAAUAACAGUGAGUAGUUAUUCAGGAAGGGGAUUGGUAGUUCAGACUGACUGGUCUACCAAUAACAGUGAGUAGUUAUUCAGGAAGGGGAUUGGUAGGUCAGACUGACUGGUCUACCAAUAACAGUGAGUAGUUAUUCAGGAAGGGGAUUGGUAGUUCAGACUGACUGGUCUACCAAUAACAGUGAGUAGUUAUUCAGGAAGGGGAUUGG